GGCGGCGGCAGCGGCCUCCACGGAGACGCCAAGUCGCCCCCUGCGCCCCACAACAAGGCGCUCGCCGGCGUCAAAGGCGACCAGCACCCCUCGAUGGCCUUCCUGCAGAACCGGUCUAUUUCGCUGGUGGACAUGUACAUUGACAACUCGGAGCCGUCGGAGAACGUCGGCCAGAUACACUUCAGCCUGGAGUACGACUUCCAGAACACCACGCUCAUUCUCAGGAUCCUAACGGCGAAGGACUUGCCCGCCAAAGACAUCACGGGUACUUCGGACCCUUACGUCCGCGUCACGCUGCUACCUGACAAGAAACACCGGCUGGAGACAAAGAUCAAGAGGCGCACCCUCAACCCGCGCUGGAACGAGACUUUCUACUUUGAAGGGUUUCCCAUUCAGAAGCUGCAGAGCAGAGUACUGCACCUCCACGUCUUUGAUUACGAUCGCUUCUCUCGAGAUGAUUCCAUCGGCGAAGUUUUUCUUCCUCUCUGCCAGGUGGACUUGUCAGAGAAGCCAUCGUUCUGGAAGGCGUUGAAGCCGCCAGCCAAGGACAAGUGUGGGGAGCUGCUGACGUCCCUGUGCUACCACCCCAGUAACAGCAUCCUCACCCUCACUCUACUCAAGGCUCGCAACCUCAAAGCCAAGGAUAUCAACGGAAAGUCAGAUCCCUAUGUGAAAGUAUGGUUGCAAUUUGGAGACAAACGGAUUGAGAAACGUAAGACGCCCAUCUUCAAAUGCACUUUGAACCCCAUCUUCAAUGAGACUUUCAGCUUCAACGUGCCGUGGGAAAAAAUUAGGGAAUGUUCUCUGGACGUAAUGGUGAUGGACUUCGACAACAUAGGAAGAAAUGAACUGAUAGGCCGCAUUCUCUUGGCUGGUAAAAAUGGCUCUGGAGCAACCGAGACUAAGCACUGGCAAGACAUGAUUACAAAACCCCGACAGACAAUUGUACAGUGGCAUCGACUGAAACCAGAAUAAGGGCAGCAGUUCAGUAUUUCACUACCGUAUUUACUAUUUUUGUGUGUCACGUCAUUCCUGACUUGAUGAAGAGUAAUUGUUUGCUUCCCGUGAAAUUUACAUACAUGUAUUUGUUGAUAAUCGCUCAAGAAAUUCUCUUUUAGAAAAUUUAAUCCAUACUGCCAUAGUUACAUUGUUUUAAUUUGUUUCAGUAUGAACUCUGAUCUCUUUGGAAACUUGACGGUCAGUCCAUUCACAGUAAUAAACAUUGUUCCCGCUGUUGCUAGUACAUAUAUCUGUUUGAUUUUGGAUUUGUUUACCCAACAGCAAAUAUAUUGCACAGUAAAUACGGUAGAGAACUGGGAAAUAAAGUAAGAAUUAUAUAAAUGUGUACAUAUAAAAUGAUGAUGUAGUCUCUCUAUACUCAUCUGUGUCUAAGACUAGUUGCAUGUUUAUAUAUCUGUUGACCAUCUGUUAUUCAGCUGUCCGAAACGUAAUUUUUUUGCUACACCUUGCAGUGUUAAUAGUUAUACCACUAAUAUCAUGAAAUGAUAUCAUGUUAAUUUUAUUCUUAGGCCACAUAAUUAUUUUGGCUUCUCUGGAGUACUAUAAAACCUUUCAUGCUUGACAAUGGAGCAUAUUUUAUCCCACUGUACCAUAUACUUCUGUGCUCGAUAUGUACAUACAUGAUCUCUCUCUGACAUUGUAUUCUUAUCAUCAGCUAUGAGUGUAAUGCUGUUUACAAGUAAUUGGAAAAUUUUAUAGUCUAUCUGAUGUAUUGUAACCAGAUUAGCAAAUAAGUAGCGUAAUGGUAGUGUGAAAUAAUUUUUCUGGAAUACUAUUUAUUUAUGUAUUUUAAAUAUCUAUUGAAGAAGGUAUAUGUGCCCUCAAAUUGUGACCCUCUCCUUAAAAUUCUCCUUUUUUGGAAAAAAAUCAUGUAUUCUCAAGAGAGUCUCCCUUUUAACAUAAAUUCUCAAAUAUAGCAGAAAAGUGAUCAUUACACUAGCAAAAAUUAUAUAGCAGGAAGAGUAAAGCCGAAAGAGAAUAUUGGGGAUAAUAUUAACAGAGAGACAAUUAUUGUUAAAACUGAAUACAAUCUGAUUUGAGUUGUAUAGUUAUGUUUACCACAAAUUAUUAAAAGUGAUCUGACACAUAAAUUGUUACAUAUUUCUCGUUAUGUACAUUUUUAUCUGAUUGUUAGAGAAUUUUCAUAAUAAAUGUCUGUCAACAACAGUGUUACAUGUAAUUAUACAUAUUUAAAAUUAAUCUCAAUGUAAGACUUCUUACAGUUAAAAUGUACACAAUGGUUUUAUUUAAUUUGCAUGUCAGUGUAAGAAAAUUUCAUUGUCAUAACGUUCUUUUGACCAAAAUCAAAUAAUCAAUCCUGUUAUCAUAAACCUCUGAUUCAUUUCAGUAAUCCAGUACACAAUAUGUCAAAUGAAAAUACUCCUUAUUUUCGUCACAUAACUCAAAAUGUGAUACCUGGCAAGACAGUUAGUAAUCCUGGAAUUGUUAAUUACAGUGAUAGGAAUUUUAGGAAUUCUACGUUCUGUUUGAGAUAUUUUUGAAAACGAAUGUUACUUUGCACAGCAAUUUUUCUUUCUCAGAUUAUUUGCUGUUAAAGCUAAAAAUUUUAUUUACUGCAACACAUUUAUCAAUAAUCUUGUGUCAGUAACACAUUGAUUCUGAAAGAGAAGAAGGUAACUUCGUGAUGUAAGAAAAUGAAAGUCAUAUAGGACAUUUUCUAAUAUCUCAUUUACAUUCACAGGGAAUGAUUUGUUCAGCUUUGUCUAUUUAACAUUCUGGCUUGUUUUGAAUCGUUCUCUAACUCUACAGCUGAUAAAUAAUUAUUUCUUAAUUUUCUAAGAGAUGGCUAUGUAAUUUCUAAUAUUUUCAUUUCUCUGAAAAGAGCAAAAGUUGCCAUUUGUGAAAUCUUUAGACUGAAAUUUUAUUUGUUUACUGUACAGAAUAUAUUUAUUUGUUUACUGUACAGAAUAUAUUAAAGACUGUAAGUGGUUUCAAUCAAAUGUGAAAAUCUUCCACAUAAAUCAAUAAUAUAUGAACUUUGGUUUUAUUAUGUUACUUAUCAGCUGCACUGAAAAAAUCUAAGAUUUCAUUUCAUAAUUAGCUUGGAAUUGUUGGAAUGACAAGUACCACAGACUUUAUCUCAAAAUACUGUACUACAAUCGAACAAAUUUCUGUGAUAAUCAGAACUUGAUUAAUGCAUGUAGAUGUAUAAAAGUCGCAUUUUUAUCAGAUGUAAUGAACCAAUUACGAAUUUUGUUAGCCAUGAAAGGAUCUGUUUUAUAAAUAUGAUUAUAGUAACAACAGUAUGCUAUUACUGUCCUAUAUUUAAAAAAUGAAUAAAAUAACUUAAGUAUAGAAUAUGUGUUUUACAUGAGUAUAGAUUAUAAGACAACAAUGUAAUCUGAUUUCAAACAAAUUUUAGAGGGGCCAAUAACUUAUAUUAUUCUGCAUAAAGCUGGACUGUGAUUUCGGAAUAAACGUUUCUUCCUUAUUUGGUACAUCUUUCAGUAUACUGCAGAGACUUCAAAGGACUGGCCCACUGAUAUUAUUGAAUGUGCCUGUUACUCUCUAUCCUGACAAUAUUACAUUUUUUAAGUUUAUGGCUUGCUGUAGCUCUGUCUUAAAAUUCAGGUGACAUAAGCUCAGUCUCAAAAUUCAUACAUAUUGCAAUAUGUUUCAGAAGCAUCAAGCUGAUAAGUUACUAUAGUGAUUGAGUUCAAUGAUUCCUUUUAACUGUGUUUUAGUUAAUAAACGCUAACAGACUUACCUGUUCAGAACAAUGAAAGAAAUAUUGUAGGUACUAAUGUGUUCACAAGCAAAGCAUGUUAAAUCUAUCUUAAUUCAGUGCAAUGUUAUUUCAAAGCCUUAUAAUUUUUAUCACUACUUAUUUACUAAAAGCUACCUUUUUGAUUUGUGAUAUGGAAACAAAGUAGCAUGUAUUCCAAAUCAUGCUUAUCCACUCUUCUAUUUUAUCUACAGAAAACACAAACUUAGCAAUAACUCUCUUACAGUUUUUCCUCAUUCCCAUGUGAGACUUUUCAGGUCAAAAACAAGAAUAUAGCUUUGAACAUUGUAGGAGGAGCUUUAGGGCCAUAACUUUAGAAAUAUUCACAAAAGCUGGGAGUAAUGUAUGCCCACAGUAACCAUGCAGUAUAUGUUGCAUUAUCAAUGAGGCCUGGCAAUGUAAACAGACUAAAAUCAUCCAGUAAGAAGAGAGAAUGGCAUAGAAAAGAAGUAGAUGUUAUUAGUAUAUAAACAGACUUUACAAUAAGUACAUAAUGAUGGCCCAUAUGAAUAUCAUACAACAAAUAAUCAUGGCUAUUUCUGUAAUACACAAGGCUUGAAGACUGCCACAAAAGUUAUAAUAACCUGUUUCACAAGUUUCAGCGGAUUUUAUCAGUGAUUCAUUGAAUUUAACUUCCAAUAGAUACACAAAUAAUGCCAAACAACUCAAGAAAGUUACAUCAAAGUGUAACAUAUCUCAGAAAUUAAUGCCCCACAAGAACUUUUCACCCAAAACUGCAUUUCUCAUCAUACAUUAUUUUCUUUCUAAUAUCCUGAUUUCAAUUUGCAUGUUGCAGAGUAAUUCCAUUUGUGAUCUAAUUCACAUUGUGUCAGUAUGAACACAGCAAUAAUAUUAAUGCUUCUUGUAUGUAAAUUUAUGACUUCAUUAUGAGACAGCUAAACUCAGUUUCAUUCUCUCUCUACAUUAUACCUUACAUAUUUAUGCUGCUUUCUCUCUUAUAUGCCUUCACUGUAUGUUUUUAAGACACUAUAUUUUAUAUGUUAGCAGUGUGAGAACAUAUAUCAUUUAAUUUUUAUGAUAUUUUCUUUAGAAUGUGAUUCAGUAUGACAAACUGACUGAACUGACCUGAAUAAGAACUUUUAAAAAUGACAAUAAUCAUUCCUGUUCCUCUGGCCUCAGAAUUUGGAAAAUUCAUUUGUUAAAUUUAUGAGCUCCACAUGUCACAUUUAGUGGAACAUAUAAAUAACUUAUUUUAUUUCGGUAUGUGUUGCUAUAGAGUAAGCUCAAAAUUUCAGCAAUAGAAAAGAUUUGCAGAAUAAUUCUUAUUUCAUGCACAGCCAUAUAAUUAUCAUUCUUGAUCAUUUGAUAUGAAAUAUUUUGUUUGGAAUUGCAGCACAUGAACCCAAAAACAAAAAUCUCUUCAUUGUUAUAGAAACCAAUAUACAUAGUCAUUGUCCUGAGGUUUGUAAUGAAGACACAUUUUCCAUGUUCUGACUGCAAAAACUUCAGAGAUAUACACUACAUCUGAGUUUUUUCUAUAAUAUGAAAUUAACAAUAACAAGUGAACAUUUAGUCGUUAUUAGAAAGCGAACUUAGUUCUGAAUUACACAAGAAUGUCAAAGAAUACAUGAGCCAUUCGACUUCAAGACAUAGGAAGAGCAUGUGAAUAACCUAGUAACUAAAUGAUGAUGAUUUUUGAUUUAUGGAAGCAACUGAUAUGGAUUGAGCAGUUUGUAGAUUGAAAUGAAAAUCUAUGAAAUUGUAGUGCCUAUUGUUGAAUGUUACAGAUUAAAUGUUGUGCCAUAGUACCAUGAAGAGAAGACUAUGUACUUGUAAAAUAGAAUAGUCAGCAUAAAAGUUAAUUGGGUCAUUCUGUAAGAGUGUGUGUUUUAGAUAAUGAGUGUUAGUAGUGAUCUGUUAGUAUGUAAAAAGUGUAAAUGUGGAAUAACUAGCUUUUAAAACUGCUAAAAUGUGUAAAUGUUAUUCAAACCAUACCCAAAUACUAAAUGUGGGCAUAAUUGAUGUAAUUACUGUGCUAUCAGUAACAGCUUAAAUUCUAAUUUGCCAUGUAGCUAUUGAUUACUAGUGCAAUUGUCCAAAACUGUGGAAAUAAAUAGAACAAACAGGAAACCUACAGAACAUGUAAGUGUAUACAGUAGCUAGUAGCCACAGAGAGAAUGGUUCUUAUCUCAUGAUUGUGAAGAUCCACAUUUUUAAAUAUUUGUAGUUAUUUCCUAUUGUGGGACAAUUCUGUAACGAGAAAAAUACUUCCGUUCACUUAUGUAAAGAUUGCACUUCUUGAUACAGCUAAAACACACUGAUUUGUUUUGAAACCCACACAGGCAUAUUUCAAGAAACUGUCUACUAUAUUCCUCUGGUGACUUAACAGCAAUUUGCAGUUGUGCUGGAAUGCCAUCCUUUAAUGACAUUCAUGAUUUUUGUGUGCUGUUUUUAUAUAUGUGAAUAUUUUACUCUCUAACAUUUUAUCUUAGUCUGAUGCACUGUUGCUAUUUGUAUUGAUCUGAUGUUCCCUAUGGGCAGUUAAUAGUUUUUUCCUUAAGUGUUAAUUUCACUGUGAAGAAAGAGACAAACUGGGGAUACACAAAUAAUCUACAGUAGGCAUGUGUUCAGGUAUCUCAAAUAACUUAUGUAACUUACUUGGUUCAUUUUUAUUUUUCUUGUAAGUAUUCCACAUUGUGUAUGUGCUUACUUUGACUAAACACAAAACUUACCAUAAGGAAUGUAGCAUAUGUUGAAUUACUUAAUUUUAUACAUACCAAUUACAGUUAAUGAUUUUUUUACUAUCUUUUACAUAUUUGCUCAAACUGUGAAAAGCUAGUAAGCUGUUCAUCUAGUUUUUGUAGAAGUGUAGUUCCCAGAGCAGAUUAUUUCAAAUAUCUUUAACUUAGUGUCCAUGAAAAGCAAAAAUAAGAAUCUCAAGUCCUUACACAAUAAAUAAACUUUUGAAAAGAAAAAAUUAAUUUGGAUAAUGCAACAAUAAAGACCAAAACACAAAGAAAAUUGAACAUUGAGAAUAAGUGAUAAAAUAUAGAAAGCUUCAAAAGCAUUUUUCAUAACAUAAAUUCGCAUUUAUUGGCAAAAUGAAAGUGCAUCAUUUACUGAAAGUCAACAGGCUCCCACUAAAGUAAUUUCAGUCCAGUAAUAAAUAUUUCGUAAUUCUUGUUUGCAAACAUCUGCCAGAUCAACAUCAAUAAUGACACUUUAUCUAUUUCUAAAUGAAAUCUCAAGCUUCUAAAAGAUUGUCUUCAUGCUUUGCGUGGACAUUAAUGUAUGAAAAGAUAAAAUAUAUGAACUAAACGAAAAAUUUUCUUAAACAGAACAUAGCUCAGGUUUUCUUACAGAAUGACCCACAAUGUUACAUGUCUCACAUUUUCCCCAAAACUGUACCAUUAAAAAUGAUUUAGGUUGUAAAGUACUAACAAAGACCUUGUAAGUAUACUUCUGUUUAUAAAACACACUGUAUGUGGUUGAGUCAUUGACGCUGAUUUAAAAAAUUCUAAACAUAAAUAAUAUGACUAUAUACGCACAGAUCUCCUCCCUGUGAAUAGAUUGAAGAGUGAAGAGCAUCUAUAGAACUCAUAGUAUUACUUCUAAAAAUGUGUCACGUUGAUGAGGCAACCACAGUUCAGUGAAUAAUCCCAUACAGAACUGCAGUGAAAAUUGAUGUUGUAGGUACCAAUCAAAUUGAAACCAAACUGUCCUCUGUAUAAUGAGAAUUCAUGUUCAUGUACUGUACAUACAACCAAGUUUAUGUAGUUUUCAUAUGUGAUGUUGUUCUGUAUAGAGGGUAAGAGGUUAUGCCCACAGUGUACAAAAUCACCUGGAUGUAUAUUUAUACUUAUGAGCAUACAAUAUAAAAUAUAUUUUAAAUGUGUAACAGUAAUUUUAGUAACUCUUGUGAGUGUAGUAAGACAAAAAAGAAGUUACCUGUUUUCAUAGUGUGGAGAAAGUAUUUUUUGGAAGCUGGCAUUAUAAUUGUGAAAUGUAUAUUCAUAAAUGUUUAAUAUGCCUCAUAAGUUUAGAUUUUUUUAUGCUUUAUGUAGACAGCUCAGGCAUAUCAGUUUCUCAUUGCCUUGGUAAGCUGAUUGGAAAAUAAACCAGUUUUAGUGUC
This is a messenger RNA of Schistocerca cancellata (South American locust), 7859 nucleotides long. Its product is annotated as synaptotagmin-7-like. Lineage: Eukaryota; Metazoa; Arthropoda; Insecta; Orthoptera; Acrididae. The transcript is spliced from 7 exons. The record is from RefSeq and is a predicted model, not a curated record. Bases 94 to 975 code for a protein of 293 amino acids. Gene Ontology annotation, molecular function: phosphatidylserine binding; SNARE binding; calcium-dependent phospholipid binding. Gene Ontology annotation, cellular component: membrane; synapse; axon. Gene Ontology annotation, biological process: cellular response to calcium ion; vesicle fusion; regulation of dopamine secretion.